AUGGAGGCCAACACAAGUCAACCUGUGAAUGAUGAUCAAAUCCCUACGAACACUGGUCAAUAUCUAAUUUAUAGUUUAACAGGGUGUGUUAUCAUUGUUAUUCUUAGUAUUACCACUCUGUUCGGGAACUCUGUGAUUCUGGUAACUAUUUGGAAGACAUCUUCUUUGCAUUCAGCAUCGAAUAUUUUAUUGUCAAGUCUUGCCGUAUCAGACCUUGCCAUGGGUUUGGUUGUUCAGCCUUUAUUUAUUGUGUAUUUACUGGCUCCUCUCGGUUCUGAACUGCCACAUGUUUUGUGUAUCUUUUUGUCCACACCUUCAUUGAUGAUCAUUACAGCGAUUGGAGUCGACCGUUUGCUUGCUCUCCAGUUCCAUUUGAGAUAUAUUCAAGUGGUAACGCCUCUUCGUGUCAAGUCGGUUGUGAGUUUCAUUUGGCUUCUCUCUGCUGCUAUUGCAAGCUCCAAACUUUGGGCGGGAUAUUUCUUUUAUUUAAUUCCACCCGCGACCUUUCUAUGUCUUCUUGUGGCAAACUUUUUUGUUUAUUCUAAAAUAUACUGCGUUGUUCGACGCCACCGAAGGCAGAUUCAACAACAACAACAACUACAGCAAGGAAGUAAUGACAACGUUUAUAGGAUUCUAAGGCUCAAGAAAUCGGCUUUAAAAACAUUUCUUUUGUGCAUCAUACUUUUGCUAUGUUAUUUUCCCUACUCGUUGUACACUCACUUGCAAAUGUUACGCGCUCUGGAUUCCAUCCCCUCAAGUGUACUUAUCACAACAGUCACAUUAGUCUUCUUAAACUCGACCCUAAAUCCCUUAAUUUUUUGUUGGAGAGACAGUCAAAUUCGUGCAGCCGUAAAGCAACUGUUUUACAGUUUAAUCUAA
Molecule: messenger RNA, 879 nt
Organism: Pocillopora verrucosa
Lineage: Eukaryota; Metazoa; Cnidaria; Anthozoa; Scleractinia; Pocilloporidae
Source: RefSeq, a predicted model, not a curated record